AUGUUCAUGAAGGCAAGCAUGAAUGCCAUAGCUGUAGUCAGAAGACUCUUCCUUGUCCUCUUCCAGUGCAAAAAGCUGCUGUUCUUGCUCUGUGUGGGUCUGUGUGUGAAGAGCCUGUACAAUGUGACGAACACACUUGGCGGGCAUACUGAAAAUGGAACCCUUUACAUGGUCUUUGGAGGGGACCUGUUCAUGGACACCAGUGGUCAGGAGCUGGGAGACAGAACAACAUGGAGGCACGUUGGUGCUUGCCGAAGACGCUUUGUGUGGAGAAAGCCUUUUCUUAAAAGGUUUAAAUCUCACUGGGAGCCUUUCCUGACCAGCAAAUCCAUAUACUCACUCCUGGACAGGCCUUUUAAACAGGAGCUUGAAAAAGUUCUGUGGCUCCACAAACUUCCUUUUGGGCUGCACAGAUCAGUUCUCUCUGCUUUUAGCACAUUGCAGCUUCUUCCAGAGCAGGAUUUGCCUGGAUCCUUUGGCCGUUUAUGGUGCCAAAGGUGCAUUGUGGUUGGCAAUGGCUACUCUGUCCAUGGGCAGCACUUUGGGAAAAUGAUUGACUCUCAUCAUGUUAUCAUAAGAUUAAAUGAUGCUCCAGUAAAAGAGUACAAGAAGGAUGUGGGAGAAAGAACCAGCAUUCGUCUCUUCUUCCCUGAAUCAGCUCUGCCCAACCCUCUGGAAAACAGUGACAACAAUACACUGAUGGUGUUUGUCCCAUUCAAGCCUUUGGAUUUUUUAUGGCUGAGGGAAGUAUUGCUGAAAACAAAGAACAAGACAAAGGAGGGAUUUUGGCGCCAGCCUCCCCAGGAGUGGAACUGGAACAUCUCUCAGCUACGUAUUCUCAAUCCAUAUGUCACCUAUGAGGCAACAUUCAAGCUGCUGCAGCUGAAUGCAUCAAGUAGGAGAUAUGCCACCACGGGAAUCAUUGCUUUGAACUUAGCCCUCCAUCUGUGCCAAGAGGUCAACAUUGCAGGCUUUGGUUACCCUGGCAACCAUGACACUACUACACCAAUACAUUAUUACAAUACUGGUCUCUCACGGAAAAAUGAGCUCUUUCAGCAUAAUCUCACAGCUGAGAGGAACUGGCUUCUGAAAAUGAUUGAGUGGGGAGUGAUUGCUGACUUAACCAGCCAUACCUUCCAGACCCAGAACGACUGA
This is a messenger RNA of Centrocercus urophasianus (Greater sage-grouse), 1155 nucleotides long. Its product is annotated as CMP-N-acetylneuraminate-beta-galactosamide-alpha-2,3-sialyltransferase 4-like. Gene Ontology annotation, molecular function: sialyltransferase activity. The coding region runs from base 1 to 1155 and encodes 384 amino acids. NCBI's taxonomy places the organism in Eukaryota, Metazoa, Chordata, Aves, Galliformes, Phasianidae. The transcript is spliced from 11 exons. The record is from RefSeq and is a predicted model, not a curated record. Gene Ontology annotation, biological process: glycolipid biosynthetic process.